ACUUACACUUGACUUAUUAAUUCCAAUUUCUUUUAUUGGUCUGUAGAGCUGUGUUGUGUUCCCUAUAGUCGCCGCCUUUUCCAUCUCUUUUGCUUUCGUUGCCCACCACUGCUCACGGUCGUUCCUUCGACUUUUGCUUAACCUAGAUCUGAUUUGUUUACGCUCUCCAUCGUGCUCAGAACCUGAUGGUAUGAGUUUACGAGAACCCAUCAGUGUGAUAGACCUUGAAAAAAUCCGUUGGUUCUUUGUAACCUUGUGGUUUAAAUUACUGGUAGAUGCCACUACUGUUUCCACAGCUGCUUGUAUAUCUCUCCAAGCUACAUCUGGGUCAGCCUCAUUUUCAGAACUAUCUAAGUGUGACCUUGUUUGUUCCUGGAACCUAAUUUUGGUUUUCUCGUUACUCAUUUCAGUUCUAGUGGGUCUUUUUAAUGUGACUUUCUUGCGUCCAGUGAGACGCAAGCAGAUGCGUGCUCGUAUUAGGGCAUGGUCGGAGUCCAAGCAGGUACUCCAGAAUGAGCGACAAUCUUCUACCGACCCUCUUCAACGAUGAAUGAUGGCAAUAUGGUGUAUUGGGGUCCAUCGAUAGUUUGGUGUAUGGGGUCGCCAUGUUAGACGAUGUAUCUUCUUAUGCUUAAAAUAGUGCUCUCUCCGAUGUCUCUGCUUAAAUUAGUGAUUACUAUAGAUAAACGAUUUUCUGAGGACAGUUGAGGAAGACGAUCACCAUUAUCUGUUCGCUGAGCCGGAAUACUAAAAUACGCACCUUAAUGCCUUUCUGUUUGGUUUAAACUACCGAUCUGGGCAUUCAAGUCACCUACUACGAGUACUAUGUCUGAACGUUUAGCUUUCUGAAGAAGUUCAGA
Molecule: messenger RNA, 860 nt
Organism: Schistosoma mattheei
Lineage: Eukaryota; Metazoa; Platyhelminthes; Trematoda; Strigeidida; Schistosomatidae
Source: the annotation of a GenBank genome assembly